Molecule: messenger RNA, 1795 nt
Organism: Anolis sagrei ordinatus
Lineage: Eukaryota; Metazoa; Chordata; Lepidosauria; Squamata; Anolidae
Source: RefSeq, a predicted model, not a curated record
CUUGGUAUAUCAACAGCAAAGAUCAGGAAGGAGUUCUUUUUCCAGAUUGGGGGGAAGAGGAGAGCUGGCUGCAAGGAAGGAAGGAAGGAAGCCUCAAAAUCGGGCAAUGUGUUGGCUUUGUAUGCUGUUGAAUUCCUCCUCUAACAACUCGGCGAUCAAAGAGGAACCAAGAGAAGACCUUGACGUCACCCCGGCUGGGAGAAGCGAUGGUGGACCCUGGGGAAUUGCUGGGGAGAAGACCCCCGAGGAGGAUGCUCUUGGCCCCGAUGGACAACCAGGGCAAUGCAAAAUACCCCCGGCAGGAGAGGCCAAUGAGGUUGAGCCGGACACCAAGCAGGGAGCACCCCUCCGGUGGGUGGUGAAGGAAGAGGGCAACGGGAGCGCAACGGUGCUGAGCGAAAACGAGUGGAGCCUGCUUCCUCUUCGUCCCUCUUUCUCAGAUAAAGAUGGGAAGGAGCAUGAGAAUGAGGAGAAUACACCUGAUGGACAGCUUGACAACGUUCUGCAUCAACACGAGGAGGAGAAGACAGGGGCAAGGAAUGGCGCAGGGAUGAGAGAGCAAGCAGAGAAAAAGGCGCUUUGUCCAUCAAUCCUUUCCCAGUUAGCUGAAGAGAAAGCGCAGGGAUGUGCCGAGUGCGAAAAGACCUACUGCAUGAAUGCGCAUGAAUCUCAAAUAAUUUGCACAGCAGAGAAGCUAUAUCAGUGUUCAGGGUGUGGAAAGCAGUUCAGUUCAUAUGGUUGCAUUGUUGCACAUAAACAAAACCAUAAAGGGCAGAAACCAUAUCAAUGCUGGGAGUGUGACCAGAGUUUCUGGCUGAAAGAUGAACUCCUAUCCCAUCAAGGAACGCACUCGGGGGAGAGCCCGUACAAGUGUUUUGAGUGUGGAAAGAGUUUUCAUGGGAGUACAGAGCUUCUUCAGCAUGAAAUGAGUCACGGAGGAGAGAAAUUUUACAAAUGUUUGGAAUGCGGAAAGCACUUCCAUUCCUCCGGACCCCUUAAAGUGCACAAAAGAAUCCACACAGGAGAGAAGCCAUGUACAUGUGUGGAGUGUGGAAAGAGCUUCGGUGAUAAAGCGAAACUUAGGGUGCAUACGAGAACCCACACGGGAGAGAAACCGUAUAAAUGCUUGGAGUGUGGAAGGAGGUUUGUUGAGAAAGGGGCGCUCAUGGUGCACAAAAGAACCCACACAGGAGAGAAGCCGUAUCAAUGCCUGGAGUGUGGAAACAGCUUCAGUGUGAAUGCAACCCUCAAAGUGCACCAAAGAAUCCACACAGGAGAGAAACCAUAUAAGUGCGUGGAGUGUGGAAAGAGCUUCAUUGAUCGGGGGAGACUUCUUGUGCAUGAAAGGACCCACAUGGAAGAGAGACCCUAUAAAUGCCUGGAGUGCGGAAAGAGCUAUUGCCAGAAAUCAGGUCUUUCCACCCACCAAAGAAUCCACAGGAGGAAAAAGAACUAAAUGCUUAGAAUGUGGAAGGGAUUUCACGCGAAGGCUUCCACACACCAUAUGUAGUUUUGGAAUGAAGAAAGAUAACUUAUAUAUACAUAAUUUUUUGUUUACAAGUCAAACCUGAAACCCUGAGUAGACUUAUUCAUUCAGCAAUGUGAUUACUGUACCUUAAAGGAACCAUUCCCCUUCUUUGAACAGAUGGAUGAAUGCCAUGAGACUUGUCCAUCUCGGAAGAACCUACUGCAAGAGAGAGGUUUCCAAUUACAUCUUUAAUGGAUUGUGCAGGAGAAGGUGAUCCUGAAGGCAACCUGGAACCAAACCAUGUAGGGCUUUAAAGGUCAAAACCAA